UUAUGCUGUUGUGGCUGCGACAACCAGUUUAACGAGUUCCAACCUAAACGGUGCUGUUCUCCUCCGGUACGAGGCGGAUUCAAGCUUCACCCGCGACCGACUCCCUCUGCUCCGGUGACGGACCUGAACCAGCCGAGCUCCACCAUGAACCCCGAGUAUGAUUAUUUAUUCAAACUGCUGCUGAUCGGUGACUCUGGCGUCGGGAAGUCUUGUCUCCUGCUGCGGUUUGCAGAUGACACGUACACAGAAAGCUACAUCAGCACCAUCGGCGUGGACUUCAAGAUCAGGACCAUCGAGCUGGACGGAAAAACCAUCAAGCUUCAGAUUGUAAGAGACGCGGGGUCACCGGGUCGUGAACUGAUCAGCAGCGCCACAUGGUGGUUGUGUUUGUGUAUGACGAGCUCUGCUUUGUUUUACCAGUGGGACACGGCCGGUCAGGAGCGAUUCCGCACCAUCACUUCCAGUUACUACAGAGGAGCUCACGGCAUCAUCGUAGUUUACGACGUAACAGAUCAGGAGUCCUUCAACAACGUCAAACAGUGGCUACAGGAGAUCGACCGCUACGCCAGCGAGAACGUCAACAAGCUGCUGGUCGGUAACAAGUGUGACCUCACAACGAAGAAGGUGGUGGAUUACACCACAGCUAAGGAAUUUGCCGACAACUUGGGAAUCCCCUUCCUGGAGACCAGUGCCAAGAGCGCCACCAACGUGGAGCAAGCCUUCAUGACCAUGGCGGCCGAGAUUAAGAAGAGGAUGGGCCCCGGGGCCACGACCGGCGCCUCUGAGAAAUCCAACGUCAAGAUCCAGAGCAAGCCCGUCAACACCUCGUCCGGCGGCUGCUGCUGAGGCCAGAAAAAAACCAAACGCCACGACAUUCGAAUCAACCCCAGAGCCCGAGACCAGUGUCAAUGUUACGACGCUCCACAAGGAAAGACAACCAGAGGGGGGAGGGGGGGGUGAGGGUGGACAGGAAGGAGGACGAGUUUGUUAUUGUGCGUGCAGCUACGACACCAGAUCUCCGCCCCCAACCUUUCUAAAUCAGCAAUAGGACGGUAAUCUCCGCUAGCGUUUUUUCAUCCUACACCAAAUCAAAGUCUAACGUUUUUAACAGUGACAGGAAUUCACUCGUCUUUCUUUUCUCUCACUCCACUUUUCCUCCGCUCCUCCCUCUCUUCCACCCUCCAAACAUCGAGUCCUCUUUGUUUGGCCGCCGCCCGAACACGAGUCGCUGAGCACCUUGAAUGAAGCACAUGCUUAAAGACCAGCAUCACGCAUGUUAGAGCCAAUCACACGCCCCCUGUUGCGUCACCUGCUCCAACGUCGCCCCUGACAACCACGUGCCAGUGCCUUCGUGGCCGGAGACGACGUCGCGUUCUUGUGUCGUCAACAUCUUCCCCUCGCGUGUCCACAGUCGUGAUUUGUGAACGAGCCCAGUUUGUAUGAUAGUUAACAUUCCUGUACACACACAGUACGUGUCGGGCUCUGCGUGUGCUCUGCUGGUCGUCAUGUGUUAAGCGUGUGCUGCAUUGGGAGACGUGUCGUCGGCCGUGUUGAUUUCUCUGCUCAUGUUUCUCAGCACAACCACAGUAACGAACCUAUAAACUGUAUAUAUUUAUACAUACGUGUAACAUGUGAUCUGCAGAUUGUGUAGGGAAGCGAAUGACAUGAAACAUAGCUGAAUUAGUUCCACACGUGAUCGGUGGCUGCGGACAUAACAUUUUUGUGGCACAAUGUCUACUAUUAAAACAAUGAAGGAGAUCUUUGAUAAGUGCUGCUGCUGCCGUGUGGUUUUUUACUUCUUCUCUGUUCAACCUUUGUUUUCACUGAAACAUAAUCUGAGAGGAAUGAUGACCUCUGACCUACAUUGGUCAGAAACGUACUCAGUGGCCUCUUUAUUCCGACCACGUGUCUUUACAAAGUUUCACUGAAAUACUUCUGACCUGCUGCAGGUUUAACAUCGUCCAGAGCAGGUUUCUACUGAUUUUAGUGAAACGGUUUGGUUUUUAAGAUGCUGCAGUUUAAUCUAAUGAUUCUAAUCAAGACAAGAUCCAACCAUUAAACAACGAGCUCAAAGAAUUUCCAGUUUAAAACCAACACGAGGAAACAUGCCAGUCUGAAAGUUCAGUUCAGUUUUUCUUCCACGUGUGACACAUCUUCACAAACAGUUUAAUAAAAGAUCUUUGUCUGUGUCA
Messenger RNA from Hippoglossus stenolepis (Pacific halibut), 2192 nucleotides. RefSeq names its product ras-related protein ORAB-1. Bases 145 to 846 code for a protein of 233 amino acids. The transcript has 5 exons. The record is from RefSeq and is a predicted model, not a curated record. Lineage: Eukaryota; Metazoa; Chordata; Actinopteri; Pleuronectiformes; Pleuronectidae. Gene Ontology annotation, molecular function: GTP binding; GTPase activity.